Anneissia japonica is the source of this 836-nucleotide messenger RNA. RefSeq lists its product as uncharacterized. The record is from RefSeq and is a predicted model, not a curated record. NCBI's taxonomy places the organism in Eukaryota, Metazoa, Echinodermata, Crinoidea, Comatulida, Comatulidae. The transcript is spliced from 3 exons. Bases 199 to 585 code for a protein of 128 amino acids.
CAAAACGCCACCGGGAUACAGAGAAGAAGGCUGCCAUCACAGUUAGGUCAAAUCACUUAGCGACAUCAAGCUUUUUCUCAAAGAAAUUGAAAAUAUUUGCGAAAUUCGGCGUGAAAUUGGGUCACACAACUCGAGUUUAGGUGUUCCAUUUUUAUAAAUAUGCGAUGCUCUAGUAUUACCAAAUAUACUUGAAGUCUAAUGGACAUAACACGAGGCAUUUUGGACGAUAUCACAAGACCAGCGAGUAGUGAACGUUAUCGACCUGGUAGCCGCAUCUCGCUCACAAAUGCCAGUCUGAGAAAUACGCCUACUCCUUUACAAAGCUCAUUAGAAAUACUACCACCAGAUAAUCUUGAAUUUCAGGAUGAGGAUUUGGAAGUUGAAGAGUACCACUCCUCAGGGGAGGAUGAGAAUACCAGUGAUGGUGAGUGGCUUCAUUAUCAUAGCAUCUGGAAUCUACAAUAUCAUCCUAAUCAUGGUCCAUGUUUCCCUCUUCUCAGCACAUUUGUUCCACAUUUAAUAAAGGAGGAUCUAUCCAUCAGAGCUGAGGGGCAUGGAACAGAUUUCUUUCUGGUCUUUAGAUAAUUAAUCCUAUACAUCACUGUACAAGAAGAGGGAAAAGAGCACAGAAGUGAUGCCAAAUUUCCAAUAGAUCUUGAAAUGGCUGCCCCCCUGCUUGAUUCUCAUUUUUUUAUUUGAUUCGUAGAUCAAAGCUUCCACUCUGUCAGUAGAUUAAUAAUGAAAUCAUAUCGCAGACGUACAGUAUAUAUAAUAAUAAUAAUAGUGUAGUAUUAUAUAGCGCACAUAUCCAUCUAAUGUAAGAUGUUCAGGGUGCU